CAAGAAUCAACCAAAAUUUUUAAUGGAUGCGGCAUAAUAUUGUGGAUUAGCAAAUUAUGGGUUAUUAAUAUUAGUUUAGUGUAGUGUUUAAUUGCCUUUUCAUACCACUCAUUAUUGAUUUAAAAAAUAAAAGUAAGUUAAUACUAGUGACCUUCUCUAUCCCAUAUAUCCCAUAAGACAGUUAUUUUACCUGAGCCUGCUUUUUCAGCCUUUCCUACUACAGCAAUGUCAAUAAUUUAAAACUUAUAUCUAAUAUUUGUAUCAGGAUAGUUUAAU
Messenger RNA from Paramecium sonneborni, 276 nucleotides. Lineage: Eukaryota; Ciliophora; Oligohymenophorea; Peniculida; Parameciidae. The record is from the annotation of a GenBank genome assembly.